AUGGCGAGUGACGACGAAGAUGAACGAAAGCGGACAUCCGAGGUCUUGCGGGAUACGGAAGCGGCGCAGCGAUUGACCCUGAAAACUCCGCGGGGAGCGAGGGCCGGGCGCUGGGGGCGAAGGCUGGGGGCGGGGGCCGGCUCGGCCGAGCCAGACACGCCGCCGCCGGAGCCCGCCGUCCUGCCUCUCACGCAGGCCUCCUCGCUCCGCGCCCCGUACGUCCCUCCGGCGGGAUCGGCGGCGGCGCCUGGUGCUGCGGGGGCCUCGUUGGACGUCACGUCCGCCGCUGGCCCCUCUGGCUCGCGCUCUCGCAUGGCGAGUGACGACGAAGAUGAACGAAAGCGGACAUCCGAGGUCUUGCGGGAGACGGAAGCGGCGCAGCGAUUGACCCCAAAUCCUCUGCGGCGAGCGAGGGCCAAGCGCUGGGGGCGAAGGCUGGGGGCGGGGGCCGGCUCGGCCGAGCCAGACACGCCGCCGCCGGAGCCCGCCGUCCUGCCUCUCACGCAGACCUCCUCGCUCCGCGCCCCGUACGUCCCUCCGGCGGGAUCGGCGGCGGCGCCUGGUGCUGCGGGGGCCUCGUUGGACGUCACGUCCGCCGCUGGCCCCUCUGGCCUCCCGGGGAUGGUCGAGCAUGCUGGCCCCUCUGGCGUCUCCCAAGAGUUGAGCCUAGAAUUACCGGCGGUGAGUCCGGAGCCGUCCUUCGACAGCGGGGGCGCGAACACGGAGGGGCUCAGCGCCAAGCCCACCUGGUGGCGCAGGCGGUGGAUGACCCUCGCCCUCAUCGUCGGCGUGUGUGUCCUCGUCCUGUCGGUCGUGGGCGGCGUGCUGAUUCCGCUGACGGUUCUCUCGCCGUCGCCCCCUUCCGAGCGGCAGCCCGCCCGAAUCGUCAACAGCAAGUCGAAUCUGCAAGCAAAUUUCAUCGCUCAGAUAGACCUGAUAAUGAAGAUUGCUCUUGGCGUCGUUGAUCACUGCAGCGCCACCGUCGUGGAUAACACCGACGCGGACCAGUUCCAGUGCUUCGACAUGGCAUCUUCGGCUGCCGUUGGAGGGGAUUUCGUUCCCGACGGCGAGGUGAAUGUCCUCGACUACGGAAGGCAGAUUCGCCUUCAAAGCAUGGAAGGCCUCGGGGAAGGAACUUUCAUGUUGGAAUCGGACGCGUCUCGGCUGAGGUAUCGGUCGCCCGACCAGUGUGAGUCCCGGAGAAAUCUGGAGUCUACGAUCCAUCACCUCUGGACAGUCCAAUGCGUCGACCUUGCACCUGGCCUCUGCUAUUUUGAUUGCUCUGAGGAGCCCACCUGCCUUCAUUCCAUCGCGCCCCUGCUCAACCGAAGCACCGCGUCCGGCGAAUGGUACUCCGUACCUCUUCCGCUCAAUUGGACUGCCUUCAGUCUCCUCUUCACGCAUAGUGUCAAGCAGUGUGAUUCGAACAAUCCUGUCGAGAGAUGCGUUUCCCUCAUCGAAGACAGCGACUGCGACAACGACAACUUCAUCGUGUCCUCAACCACCAAACUGGCAAUCGCCGCGCCGUCGAACGGCGCGGCUAAGUGCGCGUCCAACUCGGAGGUGCAAUUUUUUGUUCCAAACGGUCAGCAUCAGAAUCUAGACUUGGUGCACGCCAAACCUGGGGGCUUCCUCCCGGGCACGUGGAUCUAUGGACUCGACGCCUCCAAGGUCAGCGCCGCCACCGGCGACGCGUCCGCUUUUACCGGAACGAGCGCCGCGGGCGGAAACCACUUCACGAUGACCCAUUCCGACGACGGAGCAUCCUGGUCGGCGGGGACGCCCCUCGUGACCUACACGGACGCUACUGUGAUGAAUGCGUCCACCUUGCUGGCAUCCAUAAACUACGAGCUCUUGAACGAAUGCGGCCACUACACAAGCCAAUGGUGGGGCGUCGACCUCGGGAGCGAGGUGUAUGUGCGCUACGUGCGGCUGCAGAACCGCAACGACUGCUGCGCGGAGCGGCUGACGGACGUCGACAUCUAUCUCGGCUCGACGGCGGAGACGUACACGGGCAACGCGCUGGUGAAGUCAGACGUGAGCGUGUUGUCGAACGUGAUGUUGGAGGUGGAGAUCAACGCGUUGGGGCGCUACAUCUACCUCAACCGGCCGUCUGCGGCGGGGCUGACGGUGUGCAAGUUCUACGACUCGAGCUCCUUCGACAAGCAGGCGCCCGUGAGCGACCUGUCAUACGCCGACAGCACGACGGGACGGCCGUGGGCCGAGUGCGGCCACUACACAAGCCAAUGGUGGGGCGUCGACCUCGGGAGCGAGGUGUAUGUGCGCUACGUGCGGCUGCAGAACCGCAACGACUGCUGCGCGGAGCGGCUGACGGACGUCGACAUCUAUCUCGGCUCGACGGCGGAGACGUACACGGGCAACGCGCUGGUGAAGUCAGACGUGAGCGUGUUGUCGAACGUGAUGUUGGAGGUGGAGAUCAACGCGUUGGGGCGCUACAUCUACCUCAACCGGCCGUCUGCGGCGGGGCUGACGGUGUGCAAGUUCUACGCGGCGGAGGCGGCGAUGACAGAGGAGGCCCAGGCGGCGGCAGGGACAUUUGAGGAGAUCAACGACGGCACGUCAGUGCCGGGCACGUGCCUUGCCUCCGGCAGCAGCACUGUCGGCCUCCUCAAGAGCGAGGAGCCCGACCCCGGCUACCUGCUCAUCACGCCGCACACCUCCACCGACGUCUACCUGGUCGACGCCUCCAGCGGCGACAUCACGCACACCUGGAGGACGCCGUACGGCACCGGCCACGCCGUCUACCUCACGGCCGACAACGACAUCGUCCGCCUCGAGAACGACCUCGAGCUGGAGGCGAACAUCAGCCUCCGUGGCGGCGCGUCCACGAUCUCCGUGUACGUCAUCAACCACACCUCGCCGAGCGAGACGCCGUUGAUGGGCGACGGCGCGCCGGCCUCGCUCCUCUACCGCUUCGGCGCGGGCCGCUUCGGCGAGCAGUACGACGUGCGCGUGCUCUCCUGCGAGGACGGCCUCUGCUUCACAGUCUUCAACAACGGGCGGUACGAGAAGAGUGGCUGUUCGUUCGACGGGAACGGAGUGCAGGAGACGGACUGCAGCAGCGAGGUGCUGCUCACGACGCUGCCCCUCGCGGUCCUCGACCCCAGCCAGGCGACGCCCUACGCGUCCGAGGUGUUGGUGCAGACGCUCUUCAAUGCGAGCACGCUGCCGGACGGCCUGCUGGGCGACGGCUCCGGCAAGUUCCUGCGGCUCACCAACGGCAGCGACGUGCGGGAGCUGGACCCCUUCUUCAGCCUCGUCCUGGGGAGUGCGCAGCUCGUCGGAGAGCCCUUCACGAAUGGGUCGUACCUCUCGGUGAUGGUCGGCACGACCGGGACUCUGUUCGAGGCGUACUGGGACGCGUCUGGCCUCGCCUACUCGGACGUGCGCCUCGUGUGGCAGGUGCCAGGGGCGAACCCGCUCGGCCCAGGCAAGCCGGGCGAAGGCAAGGCGCCAACCAUCCUCGAGAAUUGCGAGCUCCCCGGCCUCCAGUCCCUGUCGGGCAAUAACACGGGCUGGACGACGAGGGCGUUCACCGCGCAACGGUACAAGGACGACUACUGCGGCCCCAGGUGA
Messenger RNA from Emiliania huxleyi CCMP1516, 3597 nucleotides. RefSeq lists its product as hypothetical. The coding region runs from base 1 to 3597 and encodes 1198 amino acids. The record is from RefSeq and is a predicted model, not a curated record. The transcript is spliced from 7 exons. Lineage: Eukaryota; Haptophyta; Isochrysidales; Noelaerhabdaceae.